Messenger RNA from Scheffersomyces coipomensis, 2979 nucleotides. It is a transcript of the gene HAP42, whose product is annotated as Hap42p. Lineage: Eukaryota; Fungi; Ascomycota; Pichiomycetes; Serinales; Debaryomycetaceae. Gene Ontology annotation, cellular component: nucleus. Gene Ontology annotation, biological process: regulation of DNA-templated transcription. The record is from RefSeq and is a predicted model, not a curated record. The transcript has a single exon. The coding region runs from base 285 to 2828 and encodes 847 amino acids.
GAAAAAAGAUCCGAAAAAAAUCGUUCCAUUUUCAGCUAAACUCAUUUUAUAUUGUAUGGAAUUGAGUUAACGCUUUCUGAUUUAUAUACAUUGUCAUUGACUAUAACUCAUUGCCAUAGUCAAUUUGGAUUGUAAUCCUAUCAUAUAAUUCAUCUCAAGGACUUUAAGUUUGAGUGAGUUUAAAUCUAUUUCUAAUUUGCGGUCAAUUGUCCAAAUCAUCAUCGCACUUAAAUCCAUUUCAUCACCAUCACCAUCAUCAUCACUUCUUUUAAAACAUAAUUAUCAUGUCUUCUUCAGCACUACCUCAAAUUUCAAAAGAUAUAGCCAUGUUGAAAAAGGAUCAAAAUCCUCAAUCACCCAUCAAUAAUAAUAAUAAUAGUACUACUGAGUCAAAUAGUUCAAACAAUGCUUCAAAUCAACAACAACAGCAAACCCCUAUGAGAUCAGCAUCACCACAAACAAGUACACCAACCCCUGUUCAAUCUCAACCACCAAGUGCAUCUCCAUCAACUCCACUUCUUAAUAAAGAAUCUUUAACAGCUACUAAAUUAACUAAUAUAUUCGCUAACAGUAAUGCCCAAGCUGCUACCACGUUGAAUAGAACCAACUUGAAACCAAAACCAAUACAGACAGGUGGUCCUCAACCAUCACUAGCUCCUAAUAACAAUAAUCAUAAUCCUCAUAAUAAUGGUCAUCAUCAACAACAACCUCAUCAUCAUCAUCAUCAAAAAUAUACCAAAAUUCAACCAGCAAUAGCGCCUAAACCAGUGUUGCCUAAACCAAGUACAUUUUCUCCCAUUCCAAAUCUGAAUAAUUCGUUGGAUUCGACAUUGAAUACUUCAAAGCGUUGGGUUUUACCUCCAAGACCAAGACCAGGAAGAAAACCAACUACAAGUGGAGUAAAUGAUGAUAAAUUAUCAACCCAUACCAAUACCAAGACAGGUUCAAAUACCGGAGUAAAUGGUUCUUUUAGUACUACAAAGAAGAGAAGUAAGGUUAUUAAAAAGGAAAUCGAACCAUCUAUACCAUUGUCUAAUAGCAUGGUAGUAAAUGUACCAAACCAAAAUUCAUCACCACCAAAGAUUAUUAAGAUUGAGACAACUAAAACUGAAAUAUCCAAUGUUGAAGGUGAAAGAAACAAGAUUGCAAAUCAAUUACAACAACAAUAUCCUAAGAAAUUAAAUGGAAUAAACAGUCAACAAUCUGCCAAAUCAAAUUCUCCAGAUAUAAAAAGUUUCAUAAAUAAGACUCCAACUCCUACUCCCAAAACAUCAUCUUCAACAUCUCCUCUUCCUCAAACUCCUCCUACUAGAAACACUUCAACUCAAGCAUCAUCAAUAUCAAAUACACCUGUAUCAAUGUCAGUGAACCAACCAAAAAUCAAACAGGAGCCAAUGCAACAACAUAUUCAACCUCAGCCUGUUCCACAACCUAUCCUACAACAACAAAAACCACCACAACAAGUACACAGACAACCAAUAUCACAAGAUACAAACAUCCCUGUUGUUCAAGCUGCCCCUCCUCCCCCUCCAGCUCCAAUAGCAGUUCAAAAGGCAAAUAUUCCAAUUGAUCCAAAGACUGAAAUCAUGGAUCUUAAAAUGUGUUAUUUAUCGAAAUUGAAAGAACAAGAAGUGAUAAGGAAUUAUAUUGAAGUUAUAACCAAUCAAAUUAAAGAAUUAUCCUUUGUUCAAAAUGGAGUUAUAACAUUUGAUGCGUUAAAGAAUAAUGUUAAUCCUAUGAAUAGCAAUAGUCUUAAAUUAAAACGAUUAAAUUCCACCUCAUCAUCUUCAAUGAAUGUUAAUAAUUCAAGUUCGAUGUCAAGUGUUAAUUCUGUGGUAUCUACAAAUAAUAUUGAAUCAAUUAAUAAUUUAAAUGAUUUAAAUAAGGCAUUGAAUUAUUUAACUAAAUCAAGUAAUAUCAUUCAUAGUGCUACAAAAAAACAAGGAAAUAAUAAUACAUCUGAAGUUGCUAUUAAUGAUCAAAUUAAUCAUUAUUUAAGUAUCAGAGAUAAAUUCAAAGCUAUGAAGAAUGAAGAAUUAAAGAAAUUGAAUAGUUUAAAACGUCAAAAUAAUAAAAAGAAAGCAGCUGCUGCCGCUGCUGCUGCCACUAGUGGUAAUAAUACAAAUGUAACUAAUAAUGUUUUCACACCUGAUUUAUUGAAACCACUUAAAUCGAUUAAUUUAUUUGAUCCAGAUACGAAUGAUGAUGUUGAUAUGAUUAUUGAUAUGUUAAAUGAAUCCAAUAAUACCUCCACCAAUAACAAUACCAAUUUAAAUGCCUCCAACCUUAAUAACGCUGAUAAUGAUAAUGAAAUUAACCAAAUACCCUCCAAUUCAAAGCUUAUUGAUGCUUUGAAAAUGAAUUCAGUGCUUAUGCAUAAUGAACUUAUUUCCAAUGAUGAUGAUAUUGAUUUAAUCAUGGAAGAACCUGAUUUUUUAAGUCGAUUAAUGUUGAAUGAUAUCAGUACUAAUACCAGUACCAAUGGUACUAGUUCAUUAAGUAGCAGUACUGCAUCUGCAUCUGGAGUUACUGGAGCUACUACAGCUGGAGUAUCUGAUUUAUUACUUAAAGAACAAGAGAAAUUAGGUAAUGUGAAGAUUCAUUCAAAUUCCAAUAAUGGUAAUGAUCGAACUAUGAAUAAUGAUAAUAAUAACAAUAAUAAUAAUAAUAAUGUAACUACUAAUAAUGAAAAUAGUAAUAGUAGAACUAUUACUAAGUCAAAAGUUAGUCUUGAUAAUUUAAUUAAAAAGAAAUUAAAAUUGAAUUGUGGAUUCUGUACUAAUGAUACACCAUGUUUAUGUUUUGAUACUGAUUUUGAUCUUAGAUGAAAAGAUCUGAUUUAUAUAGAAUUUUUUAUAUUUGAAAUAUAAAAAUGUAUAAGAUAUUUUUUUAACCAAAGGUAAAAUAUAAACUACAAUCAAUGUAAGCAUAAUUAUGAUUUGAAGAUUUGUUUAUUAACGAUCAUAAACAUAAACUAAA